Salvelinus fontinalis (brook trout) is the source of this 3792-nucleotide messenger RNA. Its product is annotated as dual specificity mitogen-activated protein kinase kinase 4-like. The record is from RefSeq and is a predicted model, not a curated record. The transcript is spliced from 12 exons. Gene Ontology annotation, molecular function: ATP binding; JUN kinase kinase activity. Lineage: Eukaryota; Metazoa; Chordata; Actinopteri; Salmoniformes; Salmonidae. The coding region runs from base 92 to 1444 and encodes 450 amino acids. Gene Ontology annotation, biological process: MAPK cascade; protein phosphorylation.
AAACCCUUCCCUUUCUGGCGUAACUUGUUACGCACAGACUUCCGUGACUGGGCCCGGGACGUCCAUAGCCCAUCCAUAGACGUGGCCGUCUAUGCUGUGCUGCGUUCGCUGGCGCAGUGUCCGGUGUGGAGAGAGAGAGGGCGAAGUUUGCUCUGCCUGCAUUGCAGCCUCAGCGCUGCUGGAAUCGAACACAACAAUGGCGACUCCCAGUUCCAACAGCAACUUUACAACCUCCAGCGGAAACAGCAACAUUGCAGGAUCCACCUCGCACCACCAUCACCCGCAAACACAACACAUGACCACCGUCAGCAGCAUGCAAGAAAGCAACACGUGCUGGAGGUGUCAAAACGAAACAGGUAAACGUAAAGCCCUGAAGCUGAACUUCGCCAACCCUUCAGUGAAGCCAGCUACCAGGUUGCCUCUCAACCCCACACCUUCAACUGCCCCCUCCUUCCAGAACCCACACAUAGAGCGUAUGAGGACACACAGUAUCGAGUCGUCGGGGAAGCUGAAGAUCUCUACGGAAAAUGCCUGUGACUUCACGGCCGAGGACCUGAGGGACCUGGGGGAGAUUGGCCGUGGGGCCUAUGGCUCCGUCAACCAGAUGCAGCACAAACCCAGCGGACAGAUCAUGGCCGUCAAGAGGAUCCGCUCCACGGUGGAUGAGAAGGAACAGAAGCAGCUGCUGAUGGAUCUAGACGUGGUGAUGAGGAGUAGUGACUGUCUCUACAUCGUUCAGUUCUACGGAGCUCUCUUCAGAGAGGGCGACUGUUGGAUAUGUAUGGAACUAAUGUCUACCUCAUUCGACAAAUUCUACAAAUAUGUAUAUUGCUCGUUAGAUGACGUCAUUCCAGAGGAAAUAUUAGGCAAAAUUACAUUAGCAACCGUUAAAGCGCUGAACCACUUAAAAGAAAACUUGAAAAUAAUUCACAGAGACAUUAAACCUUCCAACAUUCUCAUGGACCGUAACGGCAACAUCAAGCUGUGUGACUUUGGCAUCAGUGGUCAGCUGGUGGACUCUAUAGCCAAGACCAGAGACGCAGGCUGCAGACCCUACAUGGCACCGGAGAGGAUAGACCCCAGUGCAUCCAGACAAGGCUACGACGUCCGAUCUGACGUGUGGAGUUUGGGGAUCACCCUGUAUGAGUUGGCCACUGGCAGAUUCCCGUAUCCCAAGUGGAAUAGCGUGUUUGAUCAGCUGACCCAGGUGGUGAAGGGCGAGCCGCCGCAGCUCUGCAACUCUGACGACAGACAGUUCUCCCCCAAGUUCAUCAACUUUGUCAAUUUAUGCCUCACAAAGGAUGAGUCAAAACGGCCCAAGUACAAGGAGCUCCUGAAACACCCGCUCAUCCUGAUGUACGAGGAGAGGUUUGUGGACGUGGCCAGCUACGUGUGUUGCAUCCUGGACCAGAUCCCCGCCUCCUCCCCUAUGUAUGUGGACUGACGGGGGGGGGGGACACUUUGCACGGCGACACACGCAACGGGGGGGGGGCGGUACACCGCAUGACAUCCCGUGUCCUCAGUUACUAUAGUAACAAGGUGUUUGUUUCCAUGUUCCAGAGAACAUGAGAACAAUUCCAUAUUCCAAACCAAUCGCCCUGUGCUAUAGGAUAAUACACACAUACUUGUCACCACCCUGUUCAAUGUCCAUAAAGACAUCUAGAUUCUCCUCCCGUCUUCAGACAGCUAAACUUGAAGACAUUCAAUUGGCUCAACGUAUAUACACAACGGUUAUCUUUUUUAUGUGCUUGGGGAAAAAAACGGUUUAGAGUCCAUAUACGGUGUAUACUUGAAAAUCGAUGUUACCAAAUAAACAAACAUGUUGGAAAGUGCCGCUCAUGACGUUAUGAAAAGAGUCAUCUAUUUGGAUUGUACAUUGUGGACUGUAUUGUAUGUAUGCGUUUGUGUGCUCACCUCUACGUCGUCAGAUUUUUUUUUUUACAGAUGUAAUGCAGACAGUCUUGUCUGAGCGAGACACUCGAAUCUCUCAGUAUGCUGUGGGUACCUCCUUGUAAAUGAAGGGGUCUAAUGAUGCAAAAGUUAUUGUUCCCUUGAAACACAGAUCGAUGGUGUAAACGUGGCUUUAUUUUCUUAAUAUGCAAUUUUACAGUAUGACUCCAAAUGUUGUUCUCUGCUAACUGUACAGUAGGAUUGUAAAUCUAUAUGUAUGUGUACAUUUCAAAACAGUCUGCUAUUAUUCACCGGUUCUGUUCAGCAGUUAGGACUUGUUACCACGGACGCGCUCGACAAUGUCUCCUCAAGCAGUGUAGAGUACACAGUUCUCCACCUGCCACACGUUGAAAAGUGGAUGAAGUUAUAGCCAGUCGGCUAGCUAUUAAACCUAUCACUUUGCAAGACGUCACAAGUUGAACAUGUCAGAUAUAUAUUUCAUUGCUUGACCAGGCCAGUGCUGCAUCUGUCUGUGUAAAAGGAGUGUCCGACCGCCACGACAGUCAUGUUAUACUACAGCACUGUUCAGCUGCCCAGCCUUCCUGAUCACACACAGAAUCAUAGAUAAAAAUCGUCAUGUGGCUCGGGCCGCUCGCCAUGAUACGAGGCUCGCACUGAUGGAAGGUUCUGUUUGCUUGGGCAACAUGUAGGGCGCAUCUCAAUAGUGUCCAGUGAAAUCCUCUUCUUGUCCACUGAUGGAAGGUUCUGUUUGCUUAGGCAACAUGUAGGGCGCAUCUCAAUAGUGUCCAGUGAAAUCCUCUUCUUGUUCCCUUUUCCACUGAUGUGAAAGAUCUAGACUGGUGAACAUUGAAUAGAUGUUACUGAUAGGCUUUCACCUAUCCUGUGUAGUCUGAUCAGUGCAGAUUGUUGUGUAUUUGGGUCUCGAGUGGCCUAAGGGACUGCAUUGUGGUGCUAGAGGCGUCACUACAGACCCUGGUUCAUUCGCAGGCUGUGUCACAACCGGCCGUGAUUGGGAACCCCAUAGGGCGGCGCACAAUUGGCCCAGCAUCAUCCGGGUUAGGGCCGGGGUAGGCCGUCAUUGUAAAUAUGAACUUGUUCUGAACUGACUUGCCUAGUUAAAUAACGGGUAAAUAAAAUAAAAAGAUGAAUGAGAGGUGAGGAAGUCACUCUCUUUCAUGCUCAGAAAUCCACGGCGUCACUCUUGUCAGGUCACCCACGUUCAGUGUAUAAUAACGUAGCGAAGCAAAAGAAACGCACCCCGUCAUGGAACUCCUUAGCUAGUGAACCAAACUGCAGGGGUUCAGCAUCGCUAUGUUGGAACCUGGGUUGUUUCACUAAGCACAGUCAAGGUGUUUGCCAGAUAACUUCAAUAAACUUUCAGAUGUAACUCCAAGGGUUACUAUAUGUGAUAUUAAGAACUAGAAAAUACACAAUUGUUUAGGAAAUGUAGCUGGCUAACAUUUCAUGAAGCUAAAUUGUGCUUCAUGAAAUGCCCCCUUGGAAAAGCCAGGGGUCAGGCACAAGUGUUUAGUACAGAAAUGUUGCGUGCAUAUGCAGCUUAUUCAGGAGAGAGGAAAUUUACAGAACAUUCAGAUAGAAAUGUACUGCAUAGACCCGACCUGAUUCCCUGUUAUGUGGAGUACGGAAUCCAGUCGUCUCUAUUCAUUGCGUUUCUGUCUGAAUAGUUCUAAACUUUGCACGCAUCUGAAGAAGCCUAUGCUCUUAUAAGCUGAGAUGUGGAACACUUAAGGUUACAUGGUGAAUUGCAAUUUAUUGGAAUGUUCAUAUUAUAGAUCAUACAAUGUUAAGGGCAAUGAGUAUUAUAUUGUAUAUUGAUCAAGGUUAAAAAAAAUAAAAAAUAAAGUUCACAUUGAGAAAAUA